Molecule: messenger RNA, 2554 nt
Organism: Pimephales promelas (fathead minnow)
Lineage: Eukaryota; Metazoa; Chordata; Actinopteri; Cypriniformes; Leuciscidae
Gene: asb16
Product: ankyrin repeat and SOCS box containing 16
Biological process (GO): protein ubiquitination; positive regulation of protein catabolic process; intracellular signal transduction
Molecular function (GO): protein binding
Source: RefSeq, a predicted model, not a curated record
AGUUCCUAAGCUUUCGAAUGAUACCUAAUCUAUGAUGAUUACUAAAAUAUGUGAUAUGAAAAAGGGCAAUAAAAAGGGAGCGCCAGUCGUCGUGCUAGGAGAGUGUGACGGUUCAUUUAAACCUGUUUUUCUCAAAAUUCUGUUUCUGAAAAUCAUAGCGAUCAGCCAACUUCAGAUAACCAUAACUUUUGUUGCAGACAACCGAUAAAAUAAAUAAAAACAGAUUUGGAAAGGUCUUGAACCAAACUUUAAUAUGGUCUCAAAACCUGGAAUAUGUCAAAUUUCACCAUGUGGUGGGUUUUCCCAGAUCGCAUCACAUUGUUGUCGCAUGUAUAUCUUAUACUGCUCUUUAAAGACAAUUAGUUUAUUUUAAGAGCAAUUAAAUUAUAUACAGUUACAUUAGUAGGCUAUUAUUAUGAUAAAUGCAUAACUUAUUUUGCAGUGAUUAAGUAUUGGAUUUUUUUAAGAACCAUAAUUACACCUCAAACUGAUGAAGUGAUAUCAUUUGAUACGCCAUCUACAGGCGAUACCUUGUUAGUGCAGGAAAACAUUUGCUCACAUUCUAGUCUAUUAAUAGCCAGAGUUUCACAGUGUUUCAGGUCAACAAUAUCUUGUGACAGGCAGCUUCGUUCUUGCAAGGACAUGCGGUCGUUUCUUUAAGAGGAAUUUCAAAUAUAACAAGCAUAGUCUAAUCAAACAGAUGUUUUACGCAAGUUUAUCAUAGGUUCUUUAAGUGCAGACUAUACAGGAGGAACUUGAAGUGCGUUCAAGGUAUACUACUCUGGGACACUUCUGGGACACUCUUGUUGGGAUGUCCCGGGACACCUUUCCCUUCAGUUCUGCUUCUCUGCGCUCCUUAAGGCUGGAUCAGGAGCUUCAGGACUGGGAGGAUGCCAGGCGGGCACUGGCACACAGGAGGGCAAUGACGAGGCGUCCUUUGCCUGCCGCCCCCAGACUCCGACAUGGAAAUGAGAGGAUCCAGACGAUCCGUGCUCCUCCACCCCAAAUACAGUGCCGAGACCCAGCCAUCCACAAUACCUUCAUGUGUGGAGAUAUGAAGAGAGUGUAUGCUGUCCUCAAAGAUCCAGGCAUGGUGAAUGCACUGAUGGAGACCGUACAUGAGGAGAUGGCUUGGGCCCCGGAGAUGGGAAUGUGGACUCUCAUCUCAAAAGUAAAGCAGACGUCUGCACUGCGUCUGGCUGCCAGCAGGGGCCACUCUGGCUGUGUCGAGGAGCUGCUGUUUAGGGGCGCAGAGGUGGAUGCAAACACAGGCGGUCGCACAGCUUUACAUGAUGCCUGUUCAGGGGGCCAUCACAUCUGUGUGCGCCUGCUCUUAGACCACGGGGCUGACCCUGACCUGCUCGAUGUCGAUGGCAAUGCCCCGCUGCUUCUCUGCAAUGCAGUGGAAACAUAUCAGUGUGCUGAGCACUUGGUGACCAGUGGUGCAUUGGUGAACACGGCCCAGCGUGACUCAUGUCUCACCCCCCUUCACGUGGCCUGCAGGAGAGGUCUAGAGGAGCAUGUGGAGCUCUUCUUGUCCUCUGGAGGGGACGUGACAGCUCAGACCCAAGAGGGUGAGACACCCUUGAAUGCAGCCUGUGCUGGGGCGGAGAGGCCCGCAGAUGCAGGACGGUAUCUGCGCAUUGUCCAGAAGCUGCUUGCAGCCGGGGCCGACGCACAGACUGCUGGGAGGAAAAAGCACACGGCCCUGCAUAAUGCCUGUGGAAACUGUUGUCCCCGCAUUGUUAAACUGCUGCUGGAACAUGGGGCUCGCGCGGACAUAGCUAACUGUGCCGGAUACACACCCAUGGACUGCCUGCUGCAGGUAGUAGAGGAUUACCCAGACCAGCAGCCAGAUGUUGUGGCCCAAUCUCUUCUUAACUAUGGAGCAAAGCCGUCCUCCCCUAGAAUGCUGAAACUCUGCCUCCCCUCUCCUGCCACUUUGGAGGUAAUGCUGAAUUGCUAUGCGGUCGUCCCAGAAUGUGAGGAGUGGUUAAAGGACACAUCAGAGGAACGACUGAAGGAGCAUCAGUCUUUCUUCGAUGCGGUGAGACGGAUGAGUGGUCAGCCUCGCUCUCUUCAGCACCUCUGCCGCUGUGCACUGCGUCUCCACCUGGGGCCACUGUGCCACUUCGCAAUAGUCCAGCUCAACAUCCCCAGCACUUUAAAAGAUUAUCUACUGCUGCAUAAUGACGGACAGCUCCAUUGAGAUCCACUCUUAGAGAAACAAAGAAAUAGCUGAGUGACUGGAAACAGUGGGCUGAACUUUUCUUUCUUUCUUUCUUUCUUUUUUUACAAACUAUAUUUAUCAUCUGUGAUAAAUACAUAAUGUUGUAAAUUUAUGUCUGUCAGAUGGUUUUAGAUCCCUAGGCACCUCUUGACAAGAGAAGCUAAGUCAAGUAUGGAUUAUGGACCGGUGGGGUCUCUGGCUAUCAGAGCAUGGUCUCAAACUGUGACUUGAAAUACAGAAAUAAGGGACUUCGAUGGAUAGUGCUUGAAAAUGUGCCAAUGGCUGUCCUCGCAAUGUGAAAUAAACAAAAAAAUGAGAAUAAGA